Messenger RNA from Labrus bergylta (ballan wrasse), 8056 nucleotides. The record is from RefSeq and is a predicted model, not a curated record. Lineage: Eukaryota; Metazoa; Chordata; Actinopteri; Labriformes; Labridae.
CAGAUGAUGGGGAUAAUACAGCGGUGCGGUGGAGGUGGUAUCUGUAAAGUGCUGCCUGUCCGGCUGACAGCUCCAUGAUCGCACUGUGGUGUUUUGGCUAAGGAGCUGCGCGCAGCAUGGGCACCGGAGAUUACAUCUGCGUGACGCUGCGCGGUGGUGCACCCUGGGGAUUCACUCUGAAGGAGGGAGAGGGGGACACCUAUAGACCCUUGAUUGUCACCCAGGUGGAAGAAGGUGGUCGUGCCUUCCUGGGUGGAGUGCAGGAUGACGAUGAGAUGGUGUCACUAAACGGGGAGCCAUGUGCUGAUCUCACCCUCUCAAAGGCCUUAGAGCUCAUCAACGCAUCAAUCGACUGUCUGCAGCUGCUUGUUAAAAGAUACAGCAUCAUCCCCUCAGAAGUCAGUGAAUCAGAGACAUCCUGUUGUGAGAGGGACUCUCCUGGUGAGGUUCUAGAGAGCACCACCCUCCACAUCGUCUCCACAAAGCACAGGUCCCAGAGCCCCAAGGAACUCUUCAUAUCCCGGGAUGAGGUCUCCCAUGAGGAUUUGGACAGCAACACAGAGUUUCCCAAGAGACCCCAGCUGAUUUGCACUCAGCUACAUGCUCCCUCAUUUGGGGAUCAGCGAGGCCAGGAGGAAAACGAUGGAGUUGCACAGAGGUGUCUCUCCCCUGGGGGCAUGGUGGAGCUCCAGGUGUCCCUCUCUGCGCAAACCCUGGACGACGUGGGCUGCUCUUCUCUUGGGAGUGCUCUUGGGAUCGAGGGAGAAUAUUCAAACAGAGAGGCCAUUAUAACAAUACCAACCAACACAACCACCACAUCUUUUAAUGUGCCCAGCUCUGUUAGAGAGCCACUCAGCCAGCGUGGAGUGGUCCUCAGCUCCCCUUCCAUGCUGGGGCAGGUGGAGGUCAUUUUGCAGCAGCAGCCAGCAGCAUCAGAAGCAGGGAGGGGCAUCCUGAGUGUGGGUGGCCCCAAGGUCGGUGGAAGCUUAGGAUCCCAAAGCGAAGGAGAAGAAGGAGGAGGGCACUGCAAGGGAGUCCCUGGGUCAUUGACUGUCUCAUUCGGAAUUCCCCCAGAAGAGGGGACACCAGCAGAGGAGCAGGACUCUGAUUCUGAGGGGGAUCAAGAGAAGCCCAACAAGCACAGGGCAAAGCAUGCCAGGCUCAGGCGUAGCGAGAGUCAGUCAGAGAAGCAGCUGAAGGAGGCCAAGUCCAAAUGUAAACGUAUAGCUCUUCUUCUUACGGCUGCUCCGCCCAACCCCAACAACAAAGGGGUGUUGAUGUUCAAGAAACAUCGACAAAGGGCUAAGAAAUUCACAAUUGUGAGCUACGGCACAGGAGAAGACGAACCAGAGUACAGUGACGAAGAGGACGAGGAAAACGAGGAAGACAAGCAAGGAACCCAAACUGUUGCGUUAACCCUUUUCGCUCCAAACAAUUCUGAAAUAGACAAGCAAUUUCUUGGUAAUGCCCAAAGAGGAAAAGGUGUGCUAACUAUCAACUUGGACAAGGGUCUCCUUGAGAUCGAAAAGAGCCUGAAAAACCAAGAAGAGAUGGAAUGUUUGCCUGAAACCAAGGGUAAGGGAGCUCUGAUGUUUGCCCAACGGCGUCUGAGGAUGGAUGAGAUUUCUGCUGAACAUGAGGAGCUAAGGAGCCAUGGUAUUCCAGUGGAAGGAGUUUUGGAGGUAGAAAAGAAGAUAGCGGAGCACUCCUACAUGCAGUCCACAACAGAGGGCCAUGCUUACAUGGAUGUAAAUAUACACCAACAAAGCCAACAUCAACAACAGCAAUAUCAGGAGCAGCAAUACUAUGAGCAACAACAGAAAUACCAACAACAGCAACAGCAAUACCAACAACAACAACAACAGCAAUACCAACAACAGUAUCAGCAGCAGCAGUAUGAACAACAGCAACAGCAUUAUCAGCAGCAGCAAAUGUAUCAGCAGCAGCAAGUAUAUAAUCAAGAACAGCAAAUGCAGCACUAUUCUACAAACAUCAAUGGCACAGUCCAACAACAAACCAGUGAAAUGCAGAGCUCUUUCAGCAAUCGUACUGCAAAGCCUUUUUCAGCAGAAAACAUAGAGCCUACCCCUUAUUCUCCCGCGAUGAGUGGGACCAAUCAAGAUUCUAUGGGCCAAGGAGAGCAGAUAGCUUCACGAGAUGAGCGCAUUUCUACCCCUGCUAUUAAGAGUGGUCUUUUGAUGGAUGCAAGGAGAAGAAACGUGGGCAAGCCUAUGUUCACUUUUAAGGAUGCCCCAAAAUUAUCACCGAACCCAGCCUUGCUAAACCUCUUAAACAGGGGUGAUAAGAGGUUGGGCUUUGAGUCAGGAGGUGAGGAAGACUACCUCAGCCUUGGAGCUGAGGCUUGUAAUUUCCUCCAGUCUUCAAGAGGUAAACCCAAGAUUCCUCCACCGGUUGCUCCAAAGCCUGUGAUCAACCCCAACUCUCCUCUUUGGUCCCCACAGCUAGAGGUGACAAACCAGGACAUGCCUCAACAGGCUGAAAAUAGUUUGACCACACCUGCUGUAGCCCCCACCACAGAGACUACUCUUGCUCCAGAACUAGAGCCAACCCCUGCACCUGCCCCUGAGCCCUCUCCCCUUCCUGCCCCCCAGGAGGCUACUGCCAGCAACACAACAGAGGACCAGCACACAUGGACUCUCCAGCCAGAAUCUCAGCAACAGCAAUUGCAAGUUUCAACUCAAGAGGAAAAUUGUCAAAUGAAUUCUACGCUACAGCAAGAGCAUGCUCCUAUGACUAGCUGGUCUACAGCACAAACAGAAGCUCAACAACAGCCACCUACCAAUUCAUGGCCUCCAACUCAAGUGCAACCCCAGGAACCAACUCCAAGUCAGUCCCCACCACAACCACCAUGGGUGACACGUCAACCGCCCCAAGCACAGGUUCAACCGCCCUCAAAUACUUGGACCCCUCAAAUCCAGCCAUCAUGGAGUCAGCCUCAAGAGCAAACACAAGCCCAGGCGCAGCCGCCAUGGGUCCAGCCUCAAGAGCAACCACAUCCUCAACCCCAAUUUCAGCCAUCUUGGACACACACUCCCGAGCAGCCAAAUCUGCAGCAAAUACAGCCAACUUGGAGUCAACCCCAAGAUCCAAUGCGGCAGCAGCCUCAGGCCCAAUGGGCACAGCCAUCACAAACAGAUUCUCAGCAUCAACCACCAUGGGUGUCACAACAGCAGCAAAAAUCCCAACCACCUUGGGUUCAACAGGUUCAGCCAGAAUCACAGCCACAGCCACCAUGGGUUCAGCAACCACAGCAUCAGGCUGCUCAACAAGCAUGGCCACAGGUUCAAGCACAAGGCCAGCCUCAACCACCUUGGGUUUCAGCUCAGCCUCAACAGCAACAGCAGCCAUCAAUGAAUACAUGGCCUCCAUCAAAUGCUCAAGCUCAAGUCCAGCCUCCUUGGGGCCAAGCAGCCCAAACACAGCCUCCUGCACAGCCCCAAGGCAAUUUGAAUCCAUGGGCACCAGUACCUCCACAUUCUGACUCCCAACCAUCAUGGGCCCAGAACCCUUCAAUGAAUUCUUGGGCCCAAGAUCAAAACCCUGCUCACCAACAACCACCUUGGGCUCAACCAGUUCCAAGCCAGCCAGCACCACAGUCAAACUGGCAACAGUCCCCUUCAAAGACUCCCCCACAGCCACCAGUGAAUACAUGGCCUUCAACUCAGAGCCAGCCUCAGAGACCUGAGAAUGCCUGGAUACCACAGCCUCAGCAGACACCUGUGAAUGCUCCUACCUCGAUAAUGAACCCUCGUCCCUCUCCAAAACCUUGGAAUCCACCACAAAGUUCUCCCCAAAGUCGGACUCCUCCACCUCCGCCACAGCGAAUGCACUCUUUUACAAUUGGCCAAAGAGUUUCAUCACCCAUCAACCCAAUGGCCACCGUCUUAAAUCCAUCUUCCCAAGGUUCAGCUUUUGAGAUGCCAGCAGUAAGAGGGAAAGGAGCUGAUAUGUUUGCCAAGAGGCAGUCCCGAAUGGAAAAGUUUGUUGUGGACUCUGAGACUGUGGAAGCAAACAAGGCAAGCAGACCACCAUCCCCAGUUGCUUCAUUACCCAAUGAGUGGAAGUAUACACCCAAUGUACGUGCUCCACCUUCACGGUCUUUUAAUCCUAUACAGUCCCCUUCUUAUCCCCCAGCAGCAACAAAGCAGCCUCCGCCAAGUAACCCUUCAUCCAAAGCCAAGAAAAAAGAGAAGCAGAAGCCUGCACCUAAACCCCUUAAUGUUAUAGAUGUUAUGAAGCAUCAGCCCUAUCAACUUAAUUCUUCACUCUUUACCUAUGGCCCAGCAGCAGAGGCUGCCAAGCCCCCUGCACCUAAACCUGAAUGUCCUCCUCCUAACCCACCUGUAGAAAACCAACCAAUUCACUAUGAGCCAAUGGCUACUGUUCAGCAAGCUGGACAGUACAGUGCCCAAUAUCCACAGCAAGCCUAUGGGAUGCCCAUGCAGCCUUUGAUGCAUGAUGGCCACUACCAACAAAACCCAGUUAAUGCUUAUCCUCCCUCAAACCCUUACCAACAACCUCCAGGUGUUUCAUACCAACAGUCAUAUAACCAACAGUAUCAGCAACCUGCCCCACCUCUUUAUCAACCCCAAUCCCCUCAGUCUCCAAACUCUCCCUACCAGCAGGCUCCACAGACCCCUUACCAGCCAGCUAAUAGCCCUCCCUACCUAGCAGCUCCCUCAGCACCUUACCAGCCACAGCCUCCCUCAAGCUACGUUGCUCCUAGUUUUCCUAUUGCGGCAAGGCCUGAAUCUGUAUCAGGUGGCAGCACUGCAGCUGCUCCUAAACCUAGGUUUACUGCUAAAAAGAGCUCGGCUCAGGUUUGGAAGCCUACUGCAGUGGAGAAAGAAUAAUUCAUGUAGAAUCAUGAUUUGUUUGAUGUCUGUGUGAAUCUGAGGGUUGGAGCUCCUUCAUUUUUGAGCACAUACACUUGCUUGGGCAAUGAGCAACCUAACCUUUACCCACUCUUGUUAUUGUCAUAAGGACGAGCUGGAUAUUUUUGAAAGUUGAGGGAUUAUAGGAAUGGCAUCACAAACAAUUUAGAAAGUAAAAAUGACAAGAUGGGGGUAUAUCUUAACAGGCACAAAAAUAGGCUAAAUGAAUUUGUAACUACAUGUUUAGCAGUGUUUUUUACGUGUUCUCAAAAUAUGAUGCACAUGAUAUUUCACUUCAGUUAAUCACCAUAAGUAAUUUUAUUUAAUGUUAAGAAUCUAAAGGAUGGCAGUAUUAGAAUGUAGGUGAGAAAGGUGUUCGGUAAAGAUUUGAAAGAAAGGAGUGAGAAAUAAAAGAAAUCAGUGAAGGGUUAGACAGUGACAACAGCAAGUCAAAAUUAUGAAGAGAAGAAAUACUAAAUGUGCCUUUGGUUUUUUGAUCGACAGACAACAUCAAAUAAAAAAGAAGUUCCAUAAUUUAUAAGUGGUAAAUGCAAAAUUGAAUAGACUUAAGAUAGAAAUGAAGACGUGAGAAGGAAGGGUGUGGUCCUUUUGGUGUAAUGAUACCAAGCUGAAGGCUAAAUUUGCAAUGUCAGUGAAGUCAUAGAGCAUAGAUUAUGUAACAACUCAAUGGAGUUCAAAUUAAAGCUAAAAACAUCAAUACCCCUAGAAAAACAAAAAAACACUUUCUCUCUUAAAUUUUGAUUUUAGUAAACAAUUCAUUCUUCGUCAGCUUCCCCCAGCGUUUUUUCCAUUGCACUACAUAUGUGGGUUAAAUUUAUUUUAAGCUUUGUAACCAGCUGUUGCGUCAUGUCAGCAGCUAUUUUUGAACUGCCUCAUGAGAGGUAGUGCUGAUGUCCAGAGAUAGUAGGCUUAAAUAUCAACUUAAACCAUUGAAAGCUUCUUAAUCUCAGACCCUCGUAGUAUUUUUUUUAUAAUAACAGAAAAAUAUAUAACAUUUACCACAGCACCAGCUUCACUCUUCCUUGCAACUUCUUCUGCUUUUGUUUUAUAUGAAUAGAUGUUUAAUGAUCUAUAAAAGAAGAAUUAUUGAAAAGAUAAUCAGCCUGGUAAUGUAAACAAAUAUAUAUUAGAUACAGGGCUGCUUUUGUUCUUCAUGUUCUUUUCUGUUUCCUUUUCUUCUGUGUGUUUUUCCUCCUGCACUUUUCUGUAUGAUUUACUGCAGUGCCAUUAAAAUGUCUUUUAUCCUUGUUUGGCUUUACUCUUCUUUUCUUCCUUGGGCAUGCUUUUGGGUUUCUUCUGUUUUCUUUUCAUCUUGCUGCAUUUCCCCAUUUCCCCAGACAUGCGCCUAUAAAUACUGUCAAGAUUAUUCUAUAGCCGCUCAAACAUUUCAGUUGCAAAAUUAAAAACCUACAUGUGCGAUCUUCAAAUCCAGUGUUGCAAAAAUAUAUUCCUUUCUUGGACAUCAAAACGGAAUACAAUUUAUUCUCUGAAGCUUGUUAACAUCAGCAAGAAACACCUCAUUAUCCAAAUCACCUACUUUUACAGCUAUUGAGGUGAAUGCUGUAGAAGCACAUUCCUGAAGAAUGACUACCUGAUGAUGCAUUCACAAGGGGUAUUAUUAGAUUGGUGACUUCACUGAACACAAGCAACCUCACUGGAUAACUCUGGAGGUCAAGUUAGUGGGUCACUGAUGAAAUGUAGAUAUGUGUUGUGUAAUGCAUUUUCUGAAAGGGCAGCUACAUGAUUAGUGGAAGUUUCGAGAUCAAAUUGUGUCUUAAGUUGGCAGAUAUCUGCAUCUAUAUUUGGAGGUAUUUGAAUUCUACUCAAAUAACAGCGGUUUAGCUCCGUUGCUGUGCUGCAGUUAUUGAUUAUUCAUGUCCUCAACUUGACCAUACUUGGUGCAUUUACAUUUCAGAUCUGAACCAUAUACAGUUUUAUUUGCCAAUUAAUUAUGUGUACACGGUUUUCACUGUGAAGAAAUACAAUUCAGACACAUUUUAGUCUCAUAGUGAAUUCAUGCUAUUGCCCCUAAACAGUUAUACAUAAUAAUACUUCUUAUAACUGAGCUUUCUUCAGAAUUGGGAAGAAAUGUGGCUCUUCAUUUCUCAGAUUUAGAUCCCAUAUGAGUAUUUUCUUAAAGAGGUGUUUUAAAAUAGAGGUCUCUAAAUGCACAAUCCCAAUUUAUCAUAUGCUUAUGUACAGUGACUAAGAUAUAUGUUUAACUCUGAAUAAAAGAAGCUACAUAAUAGACACAAUAGAAAAUAUAUCAAUACUGACAAUCAUUCCCAGUAUAUUAAAAAUAUUACCUGGGGUUGCUUCCUUAUCCUACUCAUAGAUUUGUUUGUUUUUUGCCCUAAUCCAAGAUGACUCUGCCAUAGGCAUGUUAGGCCUACCAGGUACCUUAUUCAGUCGAUAACUUAUUCCCCCUUGAGUCAUUCAGCCACAUUUCCCUUAUACAUAUCUGCACUCUCCUCUGUUGUUUUUCUUUAUUUUUUUGCCUGUCACCAUCUACUGAUCUUUCACAUAUUCCACCAGAUGAGGGCAGCACUGCCCUUUUUUUUUUUUUUAAAACGUGUGCCAUGUACAACAAAAGAUUGAUCGGUUUAAGUGAAUUGCAUGAUGUUCUCACCCAACCUUCAACCUUUGGCUAUUGCAUUUUGCAUUUCACAUUUCACAUUUUCAGCAAGUGGUCUUAACUUCAAAAUGUUGCUGUCCUGCAAGGUAUCUCCAAUAAAAUCAACAAUAUUGCAAUAAAACAGCAUAUUUUGGUCAGACUAUGGAUACUUAUAUGCCUGUUCUAAGAAGAAAUGAGGUAAUUCAGUCUCAGUCGCAAAAGCAAUGUGGUAAGGAGGCUUUUUGUGGAAGUAACAAUUAAAUCUUAAAUGGUAGGUUAAAUCUAAUUUUAUCCUACCAAUUCUCCACAGCUCUUUGCAGUUAUCUGAUUUUGCCAGGUAAAAAAUGUUUGUCCAUAGUCCUAAAUUCAAUCAAUGAAAUCAAUAUGAGGGUAUUACAUCACUUAAAGGAAAUGUGUUAACAAACAACUACUUUCUUGUCUGACAUUUUCAGGCUGGUUGGAUUUUGCUCGAGGACAGCCAAACUAAAAUGAGCCCUUACUAAAAUAAGCAUGUCUGGAUCUUUCU